Macrobrachium nipponense is the source of this 1848-nucleotide messenger RNA. RefSeq names its product mitochondrial import inner membrane translocase subunit Tim17-B-like. The coding region runs from base 206 to 715 and encodes 169 amino acids. Lineage: Eukaryota; Metazoa; Arthropoda; Malacostraca; Decapoda; Palaemonidae. Gene Ontology annotation, cellular component: mitochondrial inner membrane; TIM23 mitochondrial import inner membrane translocase complex. Gene Ontology annotation, biological process: protein import into mitochondrial matrix. Gene Ontology annotation, molecular function: transmembrane protein transporter activity. The record is from RefSeq and is a predicted model, not a curated record. The transcript is spliced from 4 exons.
GCCUGGCACUGAACGUGUGGGAACGAAUGGCCGGAAAGUAAUCACCUGGACCAUCACGCAACCAGGGGGAAAAACGUUCUGCUUGUGUUGAUAUAUCGAAAGAGGGUUGCAUUUUAGCCUUUGGGAUCCUAUUUUCACUCAACAACAUCGAGGAUAAUCUUUAAGAAAGCAGGAGGUUUGUGAACAGACAUGGAGGAGUACGCGAAUGAACCGUGUGUAUUUUAACAGCCCCUGGCGAAUAGUGAACGACACGGGAGGAGCUUUUACAAUGGGAGUUAUUGGAGGUGGUCUCUUCCAGGCUAUAAAAGGAUUCAGGAAUGCCCCUAGUGGUUUAACAAGACGGUUUAAUGGUAGUAUAGUGGCCAUAAAACAACGUGCACCAGUAGUUGGUGGUCAGUUUGCUGUAUGGGGAGGCCUGUUUUCGACAAUUGACUGUUCCUUAGUUUAUUUACGUAAAAAAGAGGAUCCCUGGAACUCUAUAAUAUCUGGUGCUGCUACUGGAGGGAUCUUGGCUGCAAGAAGUGGAGCAGCAGCUAUGGCAGGAAGUGCAGUUGUUGGUGGAAUGUUAUUAGCCAUGAUUGAAGGUGUUGGUAUUUUGUUGACAAGAUUUACAUCAGAACAGUUCAAGCCCAUUGCACCGGGAGAAAUGAGUGACCCUUCUGUUCUUGGUCCUGUACAGCCUUUACCGUUUAACCCCGAUAAUAAUUAUCAAUGAGUUAACUUAUGAUAGUUAUCAGUAUUCAAUUUUUUUUUUUUAUUUGGCAGAUUUAAAUUUUUUCAGUACAUGUUAAAUAGGAGUUUGUCAUCAGAUACAUUACAUUAUGAAAAUUUCUUUUGUUCUUUAUUACAAACUGUAAGUUUAUAUAAUUUAACCACAACAUAAAGUUUCCAGACCACUCAGCUAUGAUGUCAUUGAUCUAUUUUUCUAGUUAUCACACCCCCUCCUCAUACGCAAGAUUAAAGUGCAGUGUCCCCUUGGUAUAUUUGUAUUAUUCUUAGAAAUACGUAUAUGGUCAGCCUCAUGAAAAUACAAUGUAUAUAUAUACAUAUAUAUAUAUAUGGGAUAUAUAAACUGAUAUAUUGUUUAACCUAUUAAACAUUGUGCUCUUAUGACUGCUGCACAGGUUUAAAAAUCAAGAUUUUAGUUUACUGUUUAGCAGUAUGCAUUUUGACACAAAGUGAAAGUGACCAGGUACGAGACAUGUUAAUGCCUUGCAAUUUUUUUAACAGGAACGAUGAUACAGUACAUGGAUGCUUUAUUAAUAGUAACAUCAAUUACAUUGCAAUCUCUCUGGUUACCCAAAAUUUGCGAACCUUUCACCAUGAUGUUUUUGUGAAUUUAAGUAAUUUUUAUGUACGUUAUGUUGUAUAUUGGAAAUGGAUUACAGAAAAAGAGGUACAGCACAGUACUUAUAUUUCAUUAGUAUUGUAGGUCUUUCUUUUUUGCUGCAACGGCAACUGUUUAGGAAACAUGAUAAGGCAGUUUGUAUUUUUAUGCUUUGUUACCUAAACAUUUGCAGUAUCUCAGCAUGUUUAUUUCUUCUUGAUUUUUGUAUAUAAUAUACAUUAAUGGACAGCCUUUUUUUGGUUAUGCUGUACUUUACUACAAUAUUAUUUGUAUGUAAUGAUGGCAUAGUUUUUAUUAAAUGAAAGAGUUUAAAAUUUUUUUCUCUUACCAUUAUCAUCAUCUUGUGUGUGUAAUGUUUUUGGGGGAGAAAAUAUCUAGGUGAAGUAGCUAUAGCCUCAUUUAAAUUUGUUUUUAAUUUAUUACAUCAAUAAAUUCUUUCAUUCAAUAUAAAAACAUCUACCAGUGAAGAAAUGCAUUGUUUAGUAAAUACUUUUUUUAUA